AUGGGAGAUAUAAUACAUCAUGUUAUUGCAAACACCCUGCAGAGGCCGGUCCUCUCCCCGGACGGCAAAUUCCUGGCCGUGAUCGCCGCAGACGACAGGAUUUAUUUGAUUAAUCUGCUCGAGGCCGUCAAUGGCCACCAAUACAUCACAGCACCCGAACUACCUAAAUCUACACGAGCAUUCCUGAAAGAAUGCAAUAUCCUGCGCUGGUCACCAGAAACCCUGGUCGUUUUAGAUGAGGCCGAGGAUGUCCGGCCCAAGAGCUCAUCACAGUGCGAAUCUGAAUCGACUUGGAUCUUGCUUUCCAACGGCAGCCGCUUGGUCGUUCUGAGUACCAACCUCCCCAGCCCGAGCACCUCCUCCGACAGAGGCACGACCGUCGGGGAUCCAGCGAGCCGCAAGUCAGACAUCCUGGCGGACUAUGAUCUUGGAAGCCAGUAUGGCAAACUCAGCUUUGCCGAGUUUGUCUUGAACCACAGACAUGUCUUGAUUAUGUUUGAGUUUGGGACUACCGCCGCGAUACUCAACCUGACGAAACCGCAGCGGGAGGAAAUCCCACACGUCAAGUUCAAUGACUCCAGGAGUUUUGCCGCGGCGCCCGAUACACGAUACUUUGCCUUGCUCCGAAGAGACAAAAGCCAGGACAAAGUUACCGUCUUCGAGCUGAAGGACGACAAUAGCAUAACCUAUAAGUCGUUUGAUACCAACACUCUCGACGCUCAAAGUCUCACUUGGUGUCCUGCGGGACGCCCGAUCCUUGCGAUAUGCGAGUCACCAGCUUAUGGGGCCAAGGUGUGCUUCUACACGAUCCAAGGACAUGCACUAACACAACUGGAUAUCUCCAGAGCCGCAUUACCCCGCAACACUGAAGUUAUCGGUGGGACCCCGCCGGUAGACAUGGAAGGUGUCGGUGCAACGUUCUGGAAGUGGACGAAGGCCGACGAUAAAUCAUUGCGGACAAUUCAGGUUGCCGCAGAUGGAGAGGGGCGUGUGGUCGUCCGCAUGCUCACCACAGGCAUGGCUUUUGAGAUACUGGGGGCCUUCGCUCAUCCUGAGCUGAUCGAUGGGUCAAGGACGGCCGUAUGGCAAGAGAGCCCCCAUUCGAGAGGAGCACUGCCUGAGCCGAUGGCGAAGUUUACCCGGCACGCAGGCACCUUCGAAGCUUUACAACCCCAGCCACAACCAAAGACCACACAAACGAGAGAGGAGCAGGCACAGAAAGAGAAAGAAACUCAAAAUCAAGUCGAACUUGUAACAAUCAAUUCGGACCAGACCAUGGCGGCCACAAAACUACGAUCUUCACCUCGUACACUCUACUUAUGGAGACUUGGACGGGGAAGGUCCCAUCAUCCGCACACAGUACUAGUUUUCAACCACGCAGUUCGCCAGGCCCUGUGGCACCCGUGGCUCUCGAGCGUUCUUCUGAUCGUUACAAUGCGCAAGACUCCUCAUAUCUAUGCAUGGUACUCAAAGGAGUGUGCACCGAUCAGUGGCCAAAUCCCACUAGACAUGAAUACUCGUCCCUCGACACAUCUAUCGGCCACGUGGUUGCCGCAGUGCGCUCGCAAGGCUGAUGACGACAGCGGGGCCUCCAGCACAGGCAGCGAGCGUUGUCCUUUCCUCGUCUCAUCAUCCGCAGCAUUCCAGGUGGGACAUGUGUCGGUAAAAGAAGGACAGCUUGCGUUUGAGAGCAUUUUCCUUCUGGAUGCGGUCACCCGACGCGAUUCACUCGAAACGUAUCCCUUUCCAGAGAGCGAAGACAAUUCAGACAUGGUCAUCGACACACCAAGUCGUCCUAGCAGAGUACCGAACAACGCAGCACGAUUCGGUGACCCGGAGCAACCUCCGAUCAUGGAGCAGCACAGCUCAGUGGAAGCGCAAACGACAUACUUACGCUGGUGA
This is a messenger RNA of Exophiala dermatitidis NIH/UT8656, 1902 nucleotides long. RefSeq lists its product as uncharacterized. Lineage: Eukaryota; Fungi; Ascomycota; Eurotiomycetes; Chaetothyriales; Herpotrichiellaceae. The record is from RefSeq and is a predicted model, not a curated record. Gene Ontology annotation, cellular component: MWP complex; mitotic spindle; microtubule organizing center. The coding region runs from base 1 to 1902 and encodes 633 amino acids. Gene Ontology annotation, biological process: protein localization to mitotic spindle pole body; microtubule anchoring at mitotic spindle pole body; mitotic sister chromatid segregation. The transcript has 2 exons.